AUGGCCGCGAUCCCACCGAGCAUGGCGCCGAGCACGGCAAAUUGGCACUGGAAGAACAAGACCGUGACGCCUUGGGCCAAGGCGUGGUUUGAGCGUGAACUCACGACGAUCGCCGUGGGGGGCACUACCGGAGAGAAGGUGUCAAUCUCCAAGGUCGUGGACGUGGACGGUGACGUGGAGCUCGGUCAGCGGAAGUCAAAACUGAUCACGAUCUACGAUUGCAAGGUAGAAUUGCAGUGGUCUGGCAUUGCGGCGGAUGGAACCGAGGUGACGGGGAACCUGACUAUUCCAGAAGUCUCGCAUGAGGUUACGCUUGAUAAGUUGUCUGACUAUGCGUAUGAAUGGAGCCUCACGACCGCUUCUUCGCCCGCUGUCGACACCGUCUUCGCGUUGGCUAAGGCCCUUUUACCAAUUGCCCUCGAGGAGAAAUUCGCCGAGUUUGCGCAAGCCAUUGUCGAGACGCACGGUAAAGAUCUGACCGUCAGCGCCAACGCCAGUCGCACAGGCACGCCUGCGCCUGGAGCAGCGUCCACGUCAGGAACAUCCACGCCCGUCUCCAAGGUACCACCCCCCUCGAAGAAGCCCGAACCGAAAGCUGCGGCCAAGGUGAACACGACGACGGUCACUGUGAAGGCGACGUUUAUGGCCGCGGCGGAUGACUUGUUCGGCCUCCUCACAGAUGAGAAGCGGACACCGACGUGGACGCGCGCGCCUGCUCAGUCUGCUGCCAAACCGGACUCGGAGUAUAGCUUAUUUGGCGGUGGAGUGAAGGGUAAAUAUGUCUCGCUGACGCCUCCGAAGGAGAUUGUUCAGACGUGGGCAUUGCAGAGCCCAACGUGGCCAGAAGGACACGCCGCGACGCUGACGACGACUCUGGAGCAGUCGACAGACUCGACAACAGUGACGUGGGCAUUGAACGGCGUGCCACUAGGCAUGGAGGAAGAGACCUCCCGUAAUUUGCAGGGUUAUUAUGUGCAUGGCCUGAAGUCUAUCGGGUUGGGAUCCGAGCUCUAG
Sparassis crispa is the source of this 1014-nucleotide messenger RNA. RefSeq lists its product as uncharacterized. Gene Ontology annotation, cellular component: cytosol. Bases 1 to 1014 code for a protein of 337 amino acids. Gene Ontology annotation, molecular function: protein-folding chaperone binding; ATPase activator activity. The transcript has 7 exons. The record is from RefSeq and is a predicted model, not a curated record. Gene Ontology annotation, biological process: positive regulation of ATP-dependent activity; protein folding. Lineage: Eukaryota; Fungi; Basidiomycota; Agaricomycetes; Polyporales; Sparassidaceae.